Molecule: messenger RNA, 795 nt
Organism: Cryptococcus wingfieldii CBS 7118
Lineage: Eukaryota; Fungi; Basidiomycota; Tremellomycetes; Tremellales; Cryptococcaceae
Exons: 2
Coding region: 1-795 (264 amino acids)
Source: RefSeq, a predicted model, not a curated record
AUGAACGACAGGUGCGGUCAGACCUCAUCAAGUGACACUCACCCAGCUGUCCUCCUCCCUGCGUCUUCGCCUUCCUCCCAUCCUUUCGCGUACGCUCGUGUUGUGGGCUUGUACAAUGCGAAUGUGUUUGUGAAAAGCAAGAAGGAGGAUAUCCCCAAGUACCAGCUCAUGCCGAUCGCUCUGGUGGAAGAGCUUGACCUCGAUAAGGAGUGGGUCUGGGGUUUCGAGGCCCGCCGCCUUCCGAGGGUGCGAGCGCGGCCCAAAAGAGUACUGGUGUAUACGUGGAUCGACCCAUCUAUGAUCAUACGAGGCUGCCACCUGAUUCCUGUGGUUAGCUCUGGCGAAGAGACAGAGCCUGGUCCUGUGUCUUCUUUGUGGAUGCCGAUAUGCGGAUGCGAUACCGGACCAGGACAUACUGGUCAGAUAUUCUUCCCACAUGUUCCUUGCUCCCACAAAGGCCUUGAAGGUGGCGAAGGUUGGAGGGGGACGCCUCCCGCCCCGGACACCGACUCGGUGCUGACCCGAGUUGGCAACGAGCAAGGCAGAACGGAAGAGGAGGCAGAUGAGGUGGACCAUGGCGCCCGAGAUGGAGAUGAUGCAGGCGAGGAUGUCGAUGGACCCGACAGCAACGACGAUGCGAUGAAUAGUGAGGAAAUUGAUGACGAUCAGGAGAUGUGGGGCGACGACGAUGCCAUGAGCGGGCAAGGAGAUGACGAGGAUAAUGAGGAUGACGAGGAUGACGAUGAAGGCGACACCAUGGUGUUUUUUGACGAGGGGAAUGAGAGGGACUACUGA